AUGGACCGUCUUCAACAGAUUCAGAGUCAACUCAAUCAUCUUCCAAUAUCUGUUAGAAUUGUCCUGGGCGGCUUUAUUCUCUGUAUUCUCUACGCUGUCUUCACCCGCGAACGACCACAUGCAGGCAUACCAAUAGUGACGCUCGACCUAAUACUGAGCAAGGGUCUCAAGGAGUGUCCUAGCUGCUUCCAGGUUCGAGCAAGUUCGGGUUACAAGAUUGUGGUUCCAAACCGGUUCGCCGACGAGCUACGAAACGAGCCUAAUCUGAGUCUGAAUGAGAAUUUUGCCAAAGACUUCUUCAUAGAGUAUCCUGGGUUCGACGGACACCGCCAGGGCCUAAGAGACGGCAGUAUCAUCCAUGAAGUUGUCCGUACGAAGCUGACGCAAAGUCUCGGUACGAUAACCAACUUCCUCAUUGACGAGACUAUCGACACUCUUCAGGACGUCUUCGGCGAAGACGAGCAAUGGAAUACUCGCCCCCUCAAGGAUGAUAUUGCCGACAUGGUCGCGCGCUUGACGUCUCGGGUCUUUCUGGGAAGUGAGAUUUGCCGGAACGAGGCAUGGUUGAAAGUUGCAAAAACUUAUGCCAUGGACUCUUUCGUAGCACAAAUUCACCUCCGUAUGUGUCCUGGCCCUCUAAGACCUAUCUUGCAUUGGUUUAUACCAAGCUGUGCCCGGCUGCGCAGAGGUGUCCGCGAAGCAAGACGAUUGAUCGACCCAGAAGUUCAAUUGCGGAGGAAGCGAGCAGAGGAGGCAGUUAAAGCCGGUCUAAAGCCUCCAAAAGAGACGGAUGCAAUUGGCUGGAUGGUCGAAGUUUCACGAGGGAGGCCAAUUGACCAUGUCGGCUGCCAACUGUCUCUAUCGAUUCUUGCGAUCUUUAGUACUUCCGAGACAUUGUCUAGGGCAAUCUUGCAACUUUGCGACACCCCUGAGAUUGUAAAACCUCUUCGGGAGGAGGUCAUUCGCGUUCUUCAGGCAGAAGGCUGGUCCAAGAUUACAGUUGGAAAAAUGAGGCUCUUAGAUAGUUUCCUCAAGGAAGUGCAGAGGACGCGUUGCCUUGAUCUAACAUCCAUGAAGCGAAUGGCUAAGAAGAACAUUACUCUAUCUGAUGGCACUGUAUUGCCAGCUGGCAGUCAAAUCAUGGUGUGUGACAAUCUGGCUUUGGAUCCCCGAAUUUUCCCAAACCCAGAGAAAUUUGACAUGAACCGCUUCCUUCGUCUGCGGGAACAAACGGGCCAGGAAAACUACCACCAGUUUGUCACUCCUUCACCAUCACUUAUGGCUUUUGGUUAUGGCCAGCACGCUUGCCCAGGUCGUUUCUUUGCAUCAAAUGAGGUUAAAGUCGCGCUUUGCUGCAUGUUGCUGAAGUAUGAUUUUCGUCUCGUUCCUGGCGCGUCUCCUCCAAAAGAUUUGGAGUUUGAGACUGCUACAACAUUUGAUCCGGCUUUGAAAAUUCAGACUCGAAGGAGGAAGGAAGAGAUUGAUGUUAGGAAUCCGCAUCUGAACAAGAGCGAAUGA
Molecule: messenger RNA, 1518 nt
Organism: Exserohilum turcica Et28A
Lineage: Eukaryota; Fungi; Ascomycota; Dothideomycetes; Pleosporales; Pleosporaceae
Exons: 3
Coding region: 1-1518 (505 amino acids)
Molecular function (GO): iron ion binding; monooxygenase activity; oxidoreductase activity, acting on paired donors, with incorporation or reduction of molecular oxygen
Source: RefSeq, a predicted model, not a curated record